UUCAAAACGAACGACACAUCACUCGCGAGCAGCCGGAAAAGGCUGCUACGUGGCUGCAUGGUGUCGCUGUUCCCUCUCUAAACUUUCUGAGGACUGAAUGUGUGACUAUGAAAACUAAUACACAUUUAACCCUCCUUCACCCUUUGGAUCUUUAAUAAACUUUUUAAGAGUAGUGAACUUCAAAUAUUUUUGUAAGGACGUAAAGAAAAGACAAGCAAAAUGCCGAGCGACGGAGUGAAGCAGAGGAAAGGAAAAGCAGCUGCUGCUCAUCACGUCGAAACAACAGACAUAUCCAAACCGUGUGGAAAAGAUGAAGUUAAGGAAGCUGGAGAUGCGCCUGGAAAAACUGGUCCGUACUCUUCAGUAGAUGUCAGUACUGUAGUGAGUUUGCUGUCUCUGAGUGCUUGCUUUCUGCUCGCCUGGGCCAUUCUUCAACAGAAUGCAAGGUUUAAUGAAGUUGAGGAAAAAUACAAGCAUUUGUAUGAAAAGGCAGCUGAUCUGCUAGCACUGGAGGAGAAACUUAGUGUAGCUUCCAGAAAGCUGAAGGCCUCUGAAGACCAGCUGAAAGGGGCAUUCUCCUCUUUCACCACACUAACUGAGCUGCAAGAGGAAGUUAGUUCCCUCAAUGGGAUUGUUACAGCAAUGCAAGAGAAGCAACAUGCAUCAUCACAUCGCCUUCAAAGCGUGAAUGAGCGCUUCUUGAACGUGACUGAGGCGUGGCAGGACGGACUGGCCACCGUGACUGAGGAUCUGACGACGCUGAGGUCGGAGUCCCGCUUAGUUCAUGGUCGUGUAACAGAACAUGUUAACAAAGCUGAGGCGCGCCUGCGUGCUCUGGCCAAGCGUCUGGAGGAGCUAGAAGACAGUACAAAGAUAAAUGGUGGCGUGUUGGAGCGCACAGAGGAGGAAGAUGCCAAGAAUGUCCAAAAUCAGUUGGAUUGGAACACCAAGCAGGUGACCAGGCUUCAGGAGCAGCUUGUGUUGCUCUCCAAAAGAGACAUGGAGCUUGAGGAGAAACUGGUGGAGGCGGAGCCACAGGCUAAAGAAUGUGAAGCACAGCUUCCUGCCAUAGAGGAUGCAGUCAGGUCCAUCCUGAGGUUAGGAGCUGACUUAAGUGGAGCCGAGAGGAGGCUUGAGGAACUCGCGCUGCAAGUGGUGGGCACUGAGGACAGCAUGCUCAAGGCACUGACUGAGAUUCUGCAGCUCCAGCAGACCCUUGAUGAUUUGCAGGUGAACAACAGCGUGAUGAAAGUGAGGAAUGAGCUCACAGUUGUCCUGGAUGCCAUGAAGGAGCUUAAGCAUGUGCGUAGAGAAGAGCUGGAUUCUGAAAGAGAGGAGUCUGAACAUGAUUAGGGGAAAGACGAGACAUUGAUUUCAAGCAAUUAAAUGAUCUAAAAGGUUUGGUGUGGAAAAGUUUCCCAAAAUCAACAGCAGGUAACAGCAAGACUGUAGAAGCUGAGAAGAUCCCAUUGACUGAAUUCAGUGAACUGCACUGAUAUUUUGUUUAAAGACAGCCUGAAAUUAAAAUUGACUUUUUUGUGUGUGCAUGUUUGUUAAUGUACCUCCCCAUUGUAUCAGUCACUUAUGGAA
Neoarius graeffei (lesser salmon catfish) is the source of this 1590-nucleotide messenger RNA. It is a transcript of the gene ikbip, whose product is annotated as IKBKB interacting protein. Lineage: Eukaryota; Metazoa; Chordata; Actinopteri; Siluriformes; Ariidae. The record is from RefSeq and is a predicted model, not a curated record. The transcript is spliced from 3 exons. The coding region runs from base 220 to 1353 and encodes 377 amino acids.